GCUCUCAGCGCCGGGCUCCUCCUCCUCGUCUCCGCGCCUCCAGCAAGAUGACAGCCGGGCGGCAGCGGCGCUGGUGGCGGCGCGGAGAUUCCUCGCACCGGCUGGGGGUUAACCCGCCUCCCUUGUUUCUAACACUGAAACCAGAUUGUUUUAACUAAAGAUGGAAACACUGGAGUCAGAACUGACUUGCCCAAUUUGUUUGGAGUUGUUUGAAGACCCCCUCCUUCUGCCGUGCGCUCACAGCCUCUGCUUUAGCUGUGCCCACCGCAUCUUGGUCUCCAGCUGUGCCUCUGGUGAGCCUCUCGAGCCCAUCACUGCCUUCCAGUGCCCCACGUGCCGCUAUGUCAUCUCCCUCAACCAUCGGGGCCUGGAGGGCCUCAAGCGCAAUGUGACCCUGCAGAACAUCAUUGACCGCUUCCAGAAGGCCUCCCUGAGUGGGCCAAACUCCCCCAGUGAGAACUGCCGUGAGCGUCCCUACCGCCACAGCCCAACCAUGUCGGCGGGCGACAGGAUAGCCUGCCAGUUCUGUGAGCAGGACCCGCCGCGUGACGCCGUGAAGACCUGCAUCACUUGUGAGGUGUCCUACUGUGAUCGCUGCCUGCGGGCCACGCACCCCAACAAGAAGCCGUUCACCAGCCACCGCUUGGUGGAGCCUGUGCCGGAUGCGCACUUCCGGGGGCUGACUUGCCUGGAACAUGAGAAUGAGAAAGUGAACAUGUACUGUGUGGCUGAUGACCAGCUCAUCUGUGCCUUAUGCAAACUGGUGGGCCGGCACCGGGAUCACCAGGUUGCAUCCCUGAGUGAUCGGUUUGAGAAGCUCAAGCAAACACUGGAGAUGAACCUAACCAACCUGGUUAAACGCAAUAGUGAGCUAGAAAACCAGAUGGCCAAACUGAUACAGAUCUGCCAGCAGGUGGAGGUGAACACGGCUAUGCACGAGGCCAAACUGAUGGAGGAGUGUGAUGAGCUGAUGGAGAUCAUCCGUCAGCGCAAGCAAGUGAUUGCUGUCAAGAUCAAAGAGACAAAGGUGAUGAAGUUGAGGAAGCUGGCCCAGCAGGUAGCCAAUUGCCGACAGUGCCUGGAGCGGUCGACUGCCCUUAUCAACCAGGCCGAGCACAUCCUGAAGGAGAAUGACCAUGCGCGGUUCCUGCAGACAGCAAAGAACGUGGCAGAGAGGGUCGCCAUGGCAACAGCAUCCUCUCAAGUUUUGAUACCCGAUAUCAAUUUUAACGAUGCCUUUGAAAACUUUGCUUUAGAUUUUUCCAGAGAGAAGAAACUGCUGGAGGGGCUGGAUUAUCUAACAGCACCCAACCCACCGUUAGUCCGUGAAGAGCUUUGCACUGCCUCCCAUGACACCAUCACCGUCCACUGGAUCUCGGAUGACGAGUUCAGCGUCAGCUCAUAUGAACUCCAGUACACCAUCUUCACUGGCCAGGCCAACUUCAUCAGCCUGUACAAUUCUAUGGACAGCUGGAUGAUCGUCCCCAACAUCAAGCAGAACCACUACACAGUGCACGGGCUGCAGAGUGGCACACGAUACAUCUUCCUCGUCAAGGCAAUAAACCAGGCUGGCAGCCGGAACAGCGAACCUGCCAGGCUCAAGACAAACAGCCAGCCCUUCAAGCUAGAUCCCAAAGUGGCUCACAAGAAGUUGAAGAUCUCCAACGACGGACUCCAAAUGGAGAAAGAUGAGAGCUCCUUGAAAAAGAGCCACACUCCUGAGAGGUUCAGCGGCACAGGAUGCUAUGGUGCGGCAGGCAACAUUUUCAUCGACAGCGGCUGCCAUUAUUGGGAGGUGACGGUGGGCGCCUCCACCUGGUAUGCAAUUGGAGUUGCCUACAAAUCAGCCCCCAAGAACGAGUGGAUUGGCAAAAACUCCUCCUCCUGGGUCUUCUCCCGCUGCAACAACAACUUUGUGGUGCGGCAUAACAACAAGGAGAUGCUGGUGGACGUUCACCCACAGAUGAAACGCCUGGGCAUUCUCCUGGACUACGACAACAAUAUACUGUCCUUCUAUGACCCAGCCAACUCCCUCCACCUCCAUACCUUUGAGAUUUCUUUCAUCCUGCCCGUUUGUCCCACCUUCACUAUUUGGAACAAAUCUCUAAUGGUCAUCUCGGGUCUGCCUGCCCCGGACUUUAUAGACUACCCUGGACAGCAAGAAUGCAACUGCCGGCCUCAAGAGUCCCCAUAUGUAUCAGGGAUGAAAAGUUGUCAUUGAGGAGUCAAGAAGGCCCUUCCCUUCCAGCUCAAGUCUCAGGAACUACUGCGCAACUAGACUGGAAGGUGGGCUCCUGCAUCCUGUUGUGGUUAGCAGCAACUCACCGCAUUGGGCUAGCUUAUAUCCCAAGGAAAACCCACCUCUUUGCCUCUUUGGCGCACUCUGUUGGAGGAAUGUGGGUGGGGUGUUUCAUGGACUGAAUUUUAUUUUAUUUUAUUUUUUGGUAGCACUACUGAAUUUUCCCCAAUGGAGUUGGCAUGUCUUGUUCAUUUCCUCGUGGGAAAAGAGUGUCACGGCAGGGCUUGGGGUGGGUCAGUCCUUCCCGAUGGCCAGGUAGCUGGUAAGCAAGACUUUUUUUUCCUUCUGUAUGGAAAGAGUGUUCUUAGGGCACCUAGGAGUUUCCAGCUUGCCAUUUUGAGAGGGCCAAACAGAACUGGAACCAAAGCCAUUACCUAGAAAACACAGGAUUGUCUUGCAUAUUAACAUCAUAGGUAACAAUCUUACAGGUGGGUCAUUCUGUCCAUCUGCAGAUGUUGUCUCUGCACGUUUAGACCAUGGUCAUAUCCACAUCAUAGAUUUAAAGCACCCUUGUACCACUUUGAACAAUCAUGGCUUCCCCUAAAGAAUCCUGGGAACUGUAGUUUGUGAAGGGUACUGAGAGUUGUUGGGGGCGACCCAUAACACACUACAAUUCUUUGGGGAACUGCUAAAGUGGUAUAACAGUUCUUUAAAUCUACGGUGGUGAAGUGACUCGUGUGGAGGAGAGAGCAGGACCACACCUGAUGGCCCCACUUCUGGCAUUAUAGUGCCCCACCAGCCCCACCCUGAGUCUGUAUAUGCAUAGGCCCUUUGUGCCAUUGGGAAUUCUGAUCACAUGAGAACCUACACAAGUACAGCUGUGUAAUCUCUUCGCAGACAUUAUGUUGAGCAUGCAUAUGGCAAGGAGCCUCUUGGGUGUCGAACAUCAAGGGCGGGGCCAACAGGCGAAGUCCUGCUCCUUCCUCUGCAUAUCAUCCUGUACUCAUCAAGUAAUGUGAAGAAGCUGUGUGCCAAGGAUAGGAAACCUUUGGCCCCUUUGGUGGACUCCAACUCCCAUCAUACCCCUGACUAUUGGCCGUGCUGGCCGGGGCUGAUGAAAACUGGAGUCCAAUCACAUCUGAAGGCCACAGUUUCUCCAUUCCUGGAAUAAAGACAUGGAGGCAAUGUCUACAGAGGACUCUUUUGUAAAUGCGUUGUAUACGUGCUUGGCAAGUCACGGCUUCCAUGCACGUUUAGGUGUGAUGAAAAACCCCACGGCUCUGAUGAUCGCAUGGGACAGUUUACAGGCAGAUUGAUUUUGUUCCCUGCGCAGAAGUGCCUUUCAUGUAAGAAUUUUGUGAACAUAUAAACAGCCCAGAGUACUACAAAGAACAUGCUCGGUUCAGAAACGGGUGAAGCAGUCUAUGAAGUCUGGAAGUCUAUGACUACUGUAGCGUAUUCUGAGAUACAAAGCAGUGGCCCUUUUCUCCCUGGGCCACAGAGACUAUUCCAAAUGUGUCUUGCUGUCUGAGCUACACUUGGCGUGAGCUUUAUCAGAGGGAAAUGGGAUUUUUUUCUUUUUAACGUGCAUUUAAAGCAUAAGAAGGAAAGUUUAGAGCACACUCCUUUUUAACCUUGGAUCCCGACUGGUAGAGGCCAAAAGCAAUCCACAGGUCUUUGUGUUUGCUUCUGACCAAUCUAUUGACUCAGACCAUUUGAUCUGAGGUAGGCUCUCCGUAGAGAAAACCCGAAACACUGGUGUUCACUGGAACUUGCUGCUUCCUUGUCCAGAGGCUCCUGUCUCUCUCCGGCUGUGUUCAACACAUAUCAUCUUUGUUUUUCGGUCUGCAAAGAGUAUCCCAGAGGAAUGGAGGAGCUGGGAAGCCUUUGGAACAUCCCAAGAGCUGCUGAUUUUCAGAACUGUUGUACCAGAUGACACAGGAACCCGAAGAAGGGGCUUGAGUGGGAAUUUUAGGCACAGACACUGUAUAGAGCAAAGUGAAAGGCAUCCUCCUUUGCCCAACACAAGCAAAUGGAAGAUGGCACUGUGUGUGUGCUUUUUUUCCUGGGUGGAGAGAGGGUGGGUGAGUGGGCACUGUAGCUGUAAAAUCCUGUGAGUGAAAUGUACAGGUUCACCCCAUGUUGGUUUCAGGCCUGGUGCCCAGCAAGUGGCUUUGCUCUGUAUGAAAUCUGUUGGGGACCAUGCAAAGGGAACCCAGAUUGAAAUGGCGGUCAGCCAUGUAAUGAUGGCAUUUAGGAGUUUGCAAGAGUUACCAUCUUUCUUUACAGCAAGGGAGAGAUACCUUGCCCCUCCAGAUGUUGUUGGACUCCAGUUUCUGUCAGCCCCAGCCAGCAUGUCCAAGAGCCAGGAAUGAUGGGAGUUGUAGUCCAGCAAUAUCUGGAGGGCCACAGGUUCCUCAUCCCUGCUUUAGAGGUAAUCGCCACGUUCCAUUGUUGGGUACCCCAUGGCUAUGGGCAGGAUCCUGAAGCACAGUUUUGUGCUUGCUGCUAAAUUUAUUUGCCAGAUUCAUAAGACAUGGCUGCCUUCAAUGUCUUUCUUCAAGUUGUGUGAUUGAGAUGGAUCCGUGCUUUAAAAACAGGCAAUUUUUAGUUGCUUCCUCUGAAGAGGAAACAUAAGGCAUUGGUCUUCAACUGGUGAAUCAGGACCCACUACCAGGUCAUGGCCUGAUCUAAAGUGGGUCACAACAGCAGUAUUACCACCAUGCAAAUACAGGGCAAAGAAUUAAUAAAAGAAUCCCCAAAUGCAUAUUGGAGUUAAAGGUGGGUCCUGGGUAUAAAACAGAUUGAGUACAUGAACCCAGGGAGCCCCCACACACACACCAAAAAAUCCACAUGCCUGGAAUUAUUUUGCAUUUGGAAAUCCAGGAUCAGCUUGGGUUGAAUCCAGUGCUAGUUCUACUUAGAGCAGACUCAUCGAAAUUAAUAAACAUGGCUAACUUCGGUUCAUUAAUUUCAAUCCUGCAAUUCCAUUGUGCACGGUUUUGCACAGAGUCCAAUAGUCUGUCUUAAUAUCUGAGAAUCACAACUUUUGUUGAAAAAGGUGGGGAAAGGGUAACUAGCCAUCACAUGUGAUCAAAGAGACAUUUGAAAGCAUAGAGCCAAAAAAAUCUACACGGAGCGCCACAGUUUAAGAGAUAGAAUACCCUUUCAGGGCUUUCCUUUCUCUACCAGGUGCCCCCAGUUGUGCUUCCAGACCACAACAGAUUCUCACGUCUCCUGGCACCACCCUCUUAUUGGACUCCUCCCCCCCCCAAAAAAAACUCCUGCAAAAUUUCCAGUGCUCAGAUUGAGCCACUAAAGCUUUGCAAGACAAAGAAGUUCUCUAUACAAAUGUAAUAAUGUAUUUGCAUCAAGAAAGUCCACAUUCUGAAGUCAGAGUAGAUCAUGCAGAGUUUGCGGGGUGGGGGGUAGUUGAAUAUCUUCUCUGAAUAGCAACAUUCCCUCCCCCUCCCCCCCCACCAUCCAUCUCCCAGAAAUUUUAUUUUCUAGAGGGGAAGGAUUUGGCCUGCUUCCCUGUCCCUUCCUGUUGCUGGUAACUAGGCAGGUAGAAAUGCAUUAACACAAUACUGUCUCCUUGCUCUGCUUUUUGGUUUGCCUAGGUCAGCUUUUCCCAGCUUGGUGCCCUCUGGAUGUCUUGGACUACAACAAUGGCUGUGCUGGCUGGGGCUGGUGAGAGUUGUAGUCCAAAAGCACCUGGAAGGGGCACCAAGUUGGUGAAAGUUGGCAUAGGGCCACAUGGUCCUGCUGUAACAUUUAAAUCUCUCCUUCCCUAGUUCUCUGCCCUUCUUUUGGCUGAUCACAUGAGAGAACUGCCUCAUGGCAUGCUGCUAGGCAGAAUUAAAAGCCAAGUCAGUCCCUUCGGGUUUGUAUUUGGUGUCAAGUGAGGAAGACAGAAACAGUCUGAUAAAGGGUGAGGCUUUGCACAGAUUGCUGGUAACUGGAGUAAGAGUGGCCUCUUGUCUGAUCCAAAAGACAAGUGCCCUUGUUUCCUCCCCGCUCCCAAUUUGGACCUGUACAGAAUUUUCUUAGGGAUGCAGGUAGCCUCUGAUUGACUUGUUGAGUCUUUUCCUGGCUUAAAAUAAUUACCCUAUUGCAGCCUCCGUGUGUCCUCUAUGUAUUCCCAGGGACAGGGAACCUGUGGCCCUACAGAUGGUGCUGGAUUCCAGCAGCCCCUGCCAGCAUGCAAAAUAGUGAGGGAUGAUGGGAGUGUAAUCCAGCAACUUCUGGAGGGCCAAAGGUUCCCCAUCUUUGGCAUAUACUGUACAUGUGUAAUACUAUACAGGUUUGUGGCAGCUGAGCCUGGAACACCACGUGCCCCAAGACAGCCCUAGGAAGCUAUUCAAGAGUUAUGCCUGACGUUUUGUUUUUGACUUUUUUAUUAUAAUUUUUUUUUAAAAAAAAAGUUGGGUUGUAUCUAAGUCCUUCUCUGAGUAGACCCACUGAAAUUAAUGAGCUUAAGUUAGUCAUGUCCAUUAACGUGAGUGGGUCUACUCAGAGUUGGACUAGCAUUAGAUACAACCAUUAUGUGCCUGUCCAAAUUCAAGGCAUGUAGCAAGUCCAUAUAUUUAGGAAUCAGGUAGUUCCUGGGCUAGAUCUGGCCCUCUUGACAGGUGCUACCUGGCCCACCCAAUUGCUAGGUGCAGGGCAGGUAUGGAGGGGGCUGUGGCAUUUGCCAGCAGUCCAUGAUGGAAGAUUCAGGGAUGCCCUGGCCCUCCAGCUCACUCACCAUCCGGUGGGUCUUGGGGGAAAACCACCUUGGGCUCCUGCUGGGACGAAGGGUGGGGUAUAAAUCAAAUAAUAAAUAAAUAAAAAUGGGUUGGUGACCCAACUAAGGUGGUAUGCCUGUUGCUGGGUUGUACCCCUUUGGAGAAUGGGUCUCUUCUAGGGUCUAAAUGCUCCUACAUGCAAAUCCUCUGUACAUGUACUAAAAAAUGCACCAGAGAGCUACUUCUCUCUAAGAUGCUACUUUUCUGUGUGGAGUGCCCACCUGAGGUCCAAAGUGGUACAGCCUGAACCGGUCUGCCACCUCAGUGAGGAUUAGAAAUCAUAUGCCCAAUAAAAUCAGCUUAAUCAAUACUAACGAACUUUCCCGAAAGAGACACUCUUUACAGUAUUUUUGAAGAAUAUGAUUAGUCAGACUUUGGCAGGGUUUUUUUGUGGGGGGGAGGGAGCAAGAUAGAAUCAGAGUCACUGCAAAGAAAGCCACUGCCUGCCUUUUGCUUGGAUGAAUGGUGCUGUGUCAAUCAAGCCUAUGGCCCUCCAAAUGUUGUCGACCUCAGUCAGCAUAGCCAGUGGCCAGAGACAAUGGUGGGAUGAUGCCUAACAACAUUUGGAGAGCCGCAGGCCUUCACUCCUGUGCCUAGAGCUGCUUCAGAACUGUAAUGAAAAGGUGGACUUGGACUUAGAAGGGGGGAGAGCCCCUUGUCAGUGGAGCAGUGGAAUCCACUCUCGGGCUUUAGUCCAAAUUUUCAAGGCACUGGCCAAGGUGCUGAAAGCAUCACCCUUCAUCACCAGUCUGGGCUAUUUUACAUUGCCUGUCUUCCCUCUGCCAUCCAAGGGGCUUUGAUUCAAACCACUGCGGGCACAUUGCUUUGGGGGCCCUGUUUUUAACCAGCUGUCCUCCCACCUCUUCUGCCUGUCACAUCACACAGCCCACAUGGCUGCUCUUUGGCUGCACUGUCUUCGGAGGUUUUUGGUUGUGAAGGCGUUUGAGCGCCUCUGGAGGAGAAGGAAAGUCCAGCAGGGGGUCUCCAGCGUGCACAAGUGGAUAUGUUCUGAAGCUGGCUGCUGUGUUAGCAGUGAGGGAUGCUUUUUCAUCAGCUCUGAAUUGCCUUUGCUAAUAGCAAUAGUGUCAUGAUCAUUUCUCCGAGGGGCAGGAGAUCAGACAGAGCCAAAGCCCUUCCCUGGCAGUGUUUUUCCCACUUUGUACAUUUCUAAGAGUUUCAGAGGCUGACUGCUUAGUGAAAGCAAGAUAAGAUACUGCAGCUGCAAGCAAAUGGCCCUUCCCUUGUCAUGGGAUGGAGAGAGAGAGAGUGAGAGAGUGUGCAUAUCAACAUUGUGGGGAAAGAAACAUCUGCUCAAAUCACUGGUGAGGAGGAGCGGACUUGGUAUCUGAGAGCAUCACCUGCCAGCUUCACAGGCAUUUGGACACUGAUGUCUGCUUUCCUCUGCAGCUAAACACAGUGUAAAGAGAUAAAAAUUGUCACCUGGUGCUUCAAGUCUUUCUCUUGGAGGGCCCGGUCACAUCCCCACUCAAGAUCUCUACAUGUACAGCUGGCUGGGGUUGUAGUGACAAAGCAGGCUUAUUUUUCCUGGUCCCCAUGGCAGCAUUGAUGAGGAUUGCUAAGGGAGGCUACAUGGCCUCCAUUAAAUCUUGAACGCAAAGGGCCAUUUAAUGUGACUCUUGGUGGGGUUUACACUGAUUAAAGUCACCCCUCUGGCAACGGACGGGAAGAGGCAACAAGUGGUGAUGGCUUGGCAGUGCUUACAGUUGUGGUCCAGCUAGUGGAGAAUUUUUGUUUCUUUUCCCUUUGCUAGGAUACCAGUCACAGCCCUGUUCUGCACCAGCAAUUCGAUGAAAGCAAGCUGGCCAGGCACCUGUGUCAGACCUCUCUCUCUCCCCAUUUUAACAGUGUGUCCAGUUUGGGCACCUUCUUCAGCUGCUGUUUGCCUAUUAACCUCAGGUCACAUCUGCACUAUACAUUAUGCACAUUUAAUGCACAUUUAAAAUGCAUGGCUUCCUUCCAAGAAUCCUGGGAGCUGUAAUUUACCACUCACAGACCUACGGUUCCCAGCACCUUUAACAAAUUGCAGUCCCCAGGAUUCUUUGAGAGAAGCCAUGUGCUUUAAAUAGAUGGUGUAGAUAUAACUUUAGUGUUCCUAGCAGCCAGUUUGCAUAUGAUCUGAUCUGCACCUACUAAUGUAUAGCAUCCUAUGAACAUGGAAACAUCCAGUGGUGAUAAAAGAGAUCCUGUGUCCAUAAGGACAGAGAUCUCUGGCACAGGGGGACUAUGUGGUAUUGACAUGGAAAUGCUCUGUGUUACAUGUGGAGUUUCCAUGUACCAGAGUCACACCUUUCAGGGAAGUGACUCACACCGGGGUCAGGCAAUGCGUAGCCCAGUCCUUAGCAAACCAUCCGAUUGGUGAAAUGUGUUAAAUGUGACAUGGCAUCCCACCUUGGCCGGUAGCGACGUCCUCAGCAUUUCUUGGAGUCACAAGAUGGCACCACUUCUGCUUUCAUCCCCUGCCUACUUUGGCUGGGCUAAGAAAAACUUGGGACCCUUGGCCGAAGCCCUUGUCGAGCUUUCUCUGGAGACAUCUGUUGGCUCUUCCUUGCCCUAGUGCUGCACCUGGCUACUUGUAUCAUAUUAGCUGCGAUGUAAUCUGAUUUUGGGGAUGUGGUGAAAUUUUGGUUACCGUGAAACCUGUCGGACUUUCUUUUCAUAUGUAACAUAACUGGGGUUUUGCAUUUUCUUUGU
Messenger RNA from Rhineura floridana, 9738 nucleotides. RefSeq names its product midline 2 (gene MID2). The coding region runs from base 161 to 2221 and encodes 686 amino acids. The transcript has 10 exons. NCBI's taxonomy places the organism in Eukaryota, Metazoa, Chordata, Lepidosauria, Squamata, Rhineuridae. The record is from RefSeq and is a predicted model, not a curated record. Gene Ontology annotation, molecular function: zinc ion binding; protein binding.